GUCCCAUCCCAUUGGUCAGCCUGGAUGCCCCCAUCCCUGUCCGGUGUCCCCGGUUCCUGCCUGUCCAUCCCAUGCCGGUUCUCCUUCCCGGACGAGCUCCGUCCCACAUCCAUUCGGGGUCUGUGGUUCUUCGGGAGCCCCUAUCCCCGUUCCUACCCCCCGGUGGUGGCUCGAUCCCGGGGGGGGGCCGUGCACGAGAGCUUCCAGGGAAGAGCCGUCCUUAUAGGGGAUCCCAACCUGCGGGACUGCUCCCUGCUGCUGGACCCUUUGGGGUCGGAGAUGGGGGGGAAGUACUACUUCCGGGGGGACCUGGGGGGGUACAACCAGUACUCGUUCUCCGAGCACGUCACUGUGGAGGUGGUGGCUGAGCCUCUCCUAGAGCUGCCUCCCAUCCUGGUCGCCGGCCUCGAGGCCGAGCUCCGGUGCCGGAUCCCAGACUCCUGCCCCCGGCUCCGUCCCCGGUUAUUAUGGGAUGGGAUCCAGGAUCUUCCCGACCAUUCCCAAUGGGAAUCCCGGGAUGAGGCCUCGGGAGCCGCUUCCGUCCUCGCCUCCCUGCGCUUCCGGCCUCGCCGCCAGGAUGGAGGCCGCAGCCUCCGCUGCCAUGCGGCCUUUGAUAACAGCUCAUUGGCUCUGCAGGCGGAGGUGGAGCUGGAUGUGGAGUUCCCCCCCCAGGUGCUGUCAGUCCAAGGCCCCCCCCAAGCCCCCGCAGGGUCCCCCCUGACCCUGCUGUGUGAGGCCGAGGGUCGCCCCUCCCCCCUCCUGUCCUGGUUCCGGGGGGCGGAGCUCCUGCGGGAAGAGCCGGGGGCCUCGAGGUUGGAGCUGCCCCUCCCCCGCCUGAGCCCCGCCCACGCGGGGACCUACACGUGCGUGGCUGAGAACAGGCACGGGGUGGACAACCGCAGCCUGGAGCUGGAGGUGCACUACCCGCCCCUCCCCCCGCAGGUCACGGGGUCACUCCGCGCCCUGGCCGGUGACCCCCUGCGGGUCACGUGCUCGGCGCGGGGUCACCCCCCCCCCGCGCUGACGCUGACGCGGGGGCGGCGCCUCGUGGCCGUGGGGGCGGGGCCCGAGCCGGAAGUGACGUUGGAGCGUCAGGGGGCGGGGCCACGCGACGGGGGCGGGUACGAGUGCCGGGCCGAGAACCAAUACGGGCACAGCAGCCUCGGUUUCAACAUCACCGUGGAGUUCCCCCCCCAGCUCCUUGGCUCCUCCCACUGCACCGUGACGUCAUCAGACGGCGCCCGCUGCCGCUGCUCGGCCUGGGCCGUGCCCGCGCCCACCGUGACCUUUGAACUCCCGUCGCGCAACGUCACCGUCACCGAGGGCCACGGCGACUUCCGAUUGGUCCCCGGGGGGGCGGCGGAUGAUGACGUCACUUCCGGGGCGGUGACCACGGCCAUGCUGAGCCUCAGGGGGGCCUUGGAGCCAGAGCUGUCCAUCAUCUGCCGGGCUGGGAACGGGCACGGGAGUGUGAGGGGGCAGCUGCGCUUCCGGUACCCAGGGGGUCUGGUCUGGGCUAAGGUGGGGCCGGUCGGGGCCGUCGUGGCCUUCGCCAUCAUCAUCGCCCUCGUGUGCUACCUCAGCCAGAGCCGCCGCAAGAAGGCGGCGGGAAGCCCGGCGGUGACCCCGGGUCAGGGGGCGGAGCCUGAGCCCGAGCAGCGCCCCCUGCAGGCCCGGUGGCUGCGCUGGGCCCUGCAGGGGGGGGAGGGGCCGGGAGCCCCCCCGGACCCUGCCCCUCCCCCCAAGCUCAGCCGGGACCCCCCCGAGGAGCCCCCGGAGUACGCGGAGAUCCGGGUCAAGUGACCCCGCCCCCUUCUGGCCACGCCCCCUAAUCAGGCCACGCCCCCUCCUCCCAUUCAUGCCCUUGGAGUCCCCAUUGUGGCCUAUGGGGGCUUUAAGCU
Melopsittacus undulatus (budgerigar) is the source of this 1901-nucleotide messenger RNA. RefSeq names its product Schwann cell myelin protein. The transcript has 8 exons. The coding region runs from base 25 to 1803 and encodes 592 amino acids. Lineage: Eukaryota; Metazoa; Chordata; Aves; Psittaciformes; Psittaculidae. The record is from RefSeq and is a predicted model, not a curated record.